This is a messenger RNA of Bombina bombina (fire-bellied toad), 436 nucleotides long. RefSeq names its product COP9 signalosome complex subunit 9. The transcript has 3 exons. The record is from RefSeq and is a predicted model, not a curated record. Bases 77 to 250 code for a protein of 57 amino acids. NCBI's taxonomy places the organism in Eukaryota, Metazoa, Chordata, Amphibia, Anura, Bombinatoridae. Gene Ontology annotation, biological process: negative regulation of protein neddylation.
UUGUAAUUACCUCUUCCGGUUAUUUACAAUUUCCGCUCUCGGUGACCCGGAAAAGUAGUAAGAGAUUGUUUUUAACAUGAAGCCUGCGGUGGAUGAGAUGUUCCCUGAGGGGGCCGGACCCUAUGUGGAUCUGGAUGAGGCUGGAGGAAGCACAGGGCUUCUGAUGGAUUUGGCAGCAAACGAAAAGGCAGUGCAUGCAGACUUUUUCAAUGAUUUUGAAGAUAUGUUUGAUGAUGAUGACAUCCAGUGAUAUGCUUUUAGGUGCAGACCUCUUCCAUCUGUGGUUAUUGAAGGACCAUGCUACCCUGAGUGUCCCAUGAAGCAUAAGAACUAUGUCAAAUAUUUAUUUUUGUCUUGUAAAUAAAAGUACCUAAUUUAAAGGCCAUUGUUCUUAUUGUAUGCAGACAAUGUAAGCAUAUUAAACCUUUUCACGCUA